AUGGAUCUGGCUGCCAUCUUGUCGGAGCCGGAUAAAGUCGACUUGACGAACCACCUGGCUAAGAUACAUUACGUUGCUGAGCAGACGGCUCGCAGAGUUCACCGCCGAGGAGAUCAAAAGAAUGCACCCGCAGACCCCGAUCUCGUGCUGGAAUGGACAGCCGCACAAAAUGACGUUCGAGCUCUGUACUUAGAGCGAGCUCUUGAGCUGGCUUCUUUGGAUCAGUACAGGCGGGCCCAGGUGGACCAUGCUGAAUUCGCGACUGCGCUCUACGCAAGAUGUUAUGCGGAACUGGACCCUAAUAGAGCGGAAACUGCCCUGUCAAUUCCGACGGAUGUGUUUGGAUCAUCAGUGCAAAUGUUGUUGAGCCCCGAGAGUGUGCCCGGGUCGCGCUCAGAGCAAGUCGAAGAAGAAGGGACUGCCGUUGCUGUCACCAGCCCUGUACCAGCCGGUGCAACCGGAAGAGCAGUCUCAGAGGAGCAGUUGUACAGUAUCGGUGACAUACGAAACCAGAAGAUUGAAGCGCUUGAAUCGGCUGUGGCUAAAGGUCUCAAAGUUCUGACAAUCUUGGGAAAGGUUUUCAGCGGAUCUGAAGACUGGAAGACUGAAACCGACUGGAUAGCUGAAAUUGAGCAAACUAUCCUGAAAGCUCGGACGGAGAAGGUUGUUAUUGGCAUCGUCGGAAGCACUGGCGCCGGGAAGUCGUCAUUGAUCAACGCGCUCAUUGAUGAGAAGGGUGUUUUGACUACGGACUGUAUGCGCGCAUCCACGGCCGUCCCGAUCGAAGUCUCCUACAAUCAUGGCGAAAGUCGAUACAAAGCGGAAGUCCAGUUCAUUGACCAUAAAGACUGGGAACGAGAGUUGAAAAUCCUGUUUGCAGACCUUCGCGACCAUUCCGACGAACUAGCUCGUGACGAGAAGCCGAAGGAUCCCGAGGCAGCAGUUGCCUUGGACAAAAUCAUGGCUGUAUACCCAAACCUGAAGCGGCGAACCCUUCUCGAGACCUCGCCGUGCAAGCUUCUCGAGGACGAACGAGUCUCCGAUCUGCUGGGCCAGAAAAUCGAGAUCGAAGACAAUCACUCCAAAACUUUCUCCGAGGGGCUCAAGUCAUACAUCGACAGCAAGGGCAAGAAGAGGGGCCGGCCCAAGGUUUCGAGCAAAAACGCCGCUUCUUCGGCGCGAACAGAAUUGGCAGGAGACGAGGAAUCGGCGGACAGAGGCAUUGGACUCUGGCCUCUCGUCCGUGUGGUUCGAGUCUUCGUCACAUCUGAGGCUUUGUCGACUGGAGCCAUUCUCGUUGAUCUUCCAGGGGUCUUCGAUUCCAAUGCAGCGCGCGUUGCAGUGGCCAGCGAGUACAUGAAGCAAUGUUCAGCACACUGGAUCGUGGCACCUAUCAAUAGAGCAGUCGACGACAAAGUGGCUCAUGAUCUGUUGGGGAAGAAUUUCAAGACGCAAAUGCAUAUGGACGGUGCUUUUAAUGACAUAACCUUUAUCUGUACCAAGACCGAUGACAUAGUUCCGGCUGAAGUUGUGCGAUCUCUGGAGCUCGACCUACCGUCCAUGGACGAGGAUAUGGGAGCAUGUUCGGAGAAGCUCGAGUCUCUGCGUUCGGAACUUCAGGUGCACGAAGAAUUGCAGAGACAGAUACAUUCAAAAUGUUAUGCCAUCUACGAAGAAGUCUGUGAAUUGGAAGAAAAAGGAAGCAAUCUUGCGGAACCUGUGCGUACCCCCCAAAGGCGCAAGAGGACUAACUUCGGUGAAGCGACUCCCGAAGCAAGUGUAUCAAACAUGACUCUUUCCGACAAUAUUGAAGGCGAAGACGAGGACGAGCUUCAAGAGCUGCGGCGCCAGCUGCGUAAAUUGAAAACCCAGCGAAAAGAUCUUGACAACCAGCGACGCAACAUCGAGCAGUAUAUUGCCAAAACCAAGGAAGAGAUCGAGCUGCUGGGCAUCAAGAAACAAAACAGCGAAUUCAAUGAUCUUCGGUUCUGCAUCGAGGCGCGGAACGAAUUUUCGAAGUCUGAAAUCAAACGUGACUUCGCUCAAACCAUCGCGGACUUGGAUCUAGAAGACGAGCAGAGUAGUGGAAGUAUGCCCCAAACCCCGCAUCGUCGCGACUACAGUGAACUGGAGCGAAAUCUUUCUGUGUUCUGUGUGUCUCCUAGAGCUUACCAAGCACUCCGCGGCCGCCCCGAAGUUGAGACCCGGGUUCGUGGGUUCUCGCAUUUGGAGCAAACGGAGAUUCCUGCUUUGCAGCGCUAUUGCGUUGCCCUGACUUGUAAAGCCCGGGAGAGUGUCGCACGACGUUUCUUGGUGGCGCUGAAUCUGCUGCUCCAAUCCAUGACACUUUGGUCGUCCGCUGCGGCGGAAGUAGCAGCAAUUUCGGAACCGAAAAGGUUGGAGAUCGAGGCAGAGUUCAAUGGCGCUAUGAAAAAAUUUACGGAUACCAUGAAGAAGGUCCGGAACCGUGUUAUCUCUGUUAGUCGGAUAAUUAUCCAAGACAUGGUCAUCGAGAAGCUGGACCAAGCAUGGCAGCACGGUUACGAGGAGCUUUCCCCCAUGGUUGCAGGCUGGAAUGGUGCUGCUGAUAAACCGGGGUUUCGUUAUAACACUUACCAAGCAAUCUGUCGCCGCCAGGGCAUUUACAAGCAACACAACAUAAAUAACGAUGUAGCGCUCCUGGUGGUAGCCAAAUUCAAGCCCGGAUGGCGCAAGGCGUUUCUCCGAAUGUUGCCCGAGUUGUUCAAGCAGCUGUGUGAAGAUGCGGAAGAUGCCCUCGGUCACUUCCAUUCUGAAGCCAUCCAUUCAGCACAAUGGGAGCUGCCCCGGGCCACACGCCAGCAACUACAGUGCGGACUAGUUAUUCUCCAUGCGUCGAUGAGAGACCAGGUACAGCAACUCCAAGAUUGGACAAAGACGGCGGCACGGAAGGUGAAGGACCGGUUUGAAGAAAGUGUUGCUGCGGGCCUGCAAGAAACCUAUGAAGCGUGCGUUCAGCAUAGAGGUAAGUACUAG
Messenger RNA from Aspergillus saccharolyticus JOP 1030-1, 3015 nucleotides. RefSeq lists its product as uncharacterized. NCBI's taxonomy places the organism in Eukaryota, Fungi, Ascomycota, Eurotiomycetes, Eurotiales, Aspergillaceae. Bases 1 to 3015 code for a protein of 1004 amino acids. The record is from RefSeq and is a predicted model, not a curated record. The transcript is spliced from 8 exons.